Molecule: messenger RNA, 6852 nt
Organism: Gambusia affinis (western mosquitofish)
Lineage: Eukaryota; Metazoa; Chordata; Actinopteri; Cyprinodontiformes; Poeciliidae
Gene: stard13a
Product: StAR-related lipid transfer (START) domain containing 13a
Exons: 18
Coding region: 388-4584 (1398 amino acids)
Biological process (GO): regulation of Rho protein signal transduction; signal transduction; actin cytoskeleton organization
Molecular function (GO): protein binding; lipid binding; GTPase activator activity
Source: RefSeq, a predicted model, not a curated record
GCCAGGGUUGUAUCCUUUCUUUUGAUGUCCGUACUUCAGAAUGUUGUGGUGGACGAGGUCUUCAGCUUCUGUGAAAAUGUCUGGAAACCCAAAGCAUUUGGGGAUUACAAAUGAGGUCAACACCAAGUUGUUGGUAUAAGUUCAGCAGAUUCACCUGAUUCCAUUCGUCAGACGGCUUUAAUAUCGCAGUGUCAUGGUGACAGCAGGACUUGCAGUCGCUGAGGAGGAGAUCAGCAAUGAUGGUUAAAAGUCCAGUGGUUGCACCGCCUGGUCAAGAGCAGUCUAACAGGCAUAUUUACCCACAGGCUGUGGAUGUCUUUCUAAGUGAAGUGCAAGGACAAGUUCCUCCCUCCCCCAAUUCAACACUCCAACAGCCAACUGAGAACCAUGUCUGGGCCUGCUUCUCUCUUUGAUGACACGCUGGAUCCUGUGGCCAGUCACGUUAAACACUGGAAGGAUCUGAAGAUCGACAGCACGUCUGGCCUCAGUCAGAGUGUUUACACGCCUUCUGGAUCUGCUCUAGAGGACACAGAGGUGACAGAUACUGAUGGUGGAGAUGCUGCUCAGAGUGGUCCUCUAUUUUUAGAACAGAAUGUGAAACAGAGAGGAGCUGCAGCACCUGAGCAGCAGGAAGCGUGCCCCGUGGUGACGCACCAUCCUGCCGAGAUCCCUUCUGCCUUUUCACUCCUGGACACAUCCUGUGACAACCUUCUGUUUGAGUGUGUGAACUCGACAGACGACACCUCACCAGACGUGCUUCGAAUAGUAAAACAUAAACCAAGUGCGAUUGUUUUUUGUGAUUAUGAAGGCAGCCUUGUCACUGUUGGGAAGGAGAGUUCUGACGGCAGGGAGUCCUCCUCUUCCUCCUCCGCUUCUAAAGAAGAGAGUGAAGAUGAAGAUGCUGACGUUGAUGAAUUCCCUGAAACUUUACAGUACAAGGAGUUUCUGGUCAGUCGCCAUCGUAGGAAUUUGAACAAAAACAGAAAGUUCCUGAGGAAGAGACCAGAGGUUCUGCUUCAUGGCCCUGCAGCUGACUGGCCAAAGACCUCCAACAACAAAAUGAGACCUGAGUGUGCAGGUGGCCAGGAGGAAGAGGAUACAUGGCAGCAGUGUGACUCCAUGAUCCUACUGAUGAAAAAAUUGGAUCAUCUCAGUGAGGGAAUUCAAAACAUUCAAAACUCUAAUUCCUGCCACACAAAUGACGUUCGAGUCAAGGAGGAGCAGCAGAGCACCAAGGGUGCCCAGACUGUGUUCGGGAUGACCGUCCGAACAGGCCCGGAUCAAGGAGUCCACAAAUCUCCAGACAAACCUGAGCCGCUGACCAGACGUCGCUCACGACCCUUGACCCGCAGCAGGCCACUGACCCGCUCCUCCCUCACGUCUCCUACGCACCUCCAAGCUCGUCAUGCCCGGGUUGCUGCAAAGACCAGCGGAUCAGCAGAGAUUGAGGCAAAGGAGGCUUGUGAUUGGCUUCGAGCAGCGGGGUUUCCACAGUAUGCCCAACUCUAUGAAGAUUCCCAGUUUCCAAUCAAUAUCUCCGCAGUGAAAAGGGACCAUGACUUUUUGGACCGAGAUCUGGUCGAACCUCUGUGUCGACGCCUCAAUACUCUGAACAAGUGUGCAUCCAUGAAACUCGAUGUAAGCCACCCCAAGAAGAAGAGUGAUGAUUCUGAUGAAGACGAUCCUUUGGCUAUCAGUAAGAGGUGGACAUUUGAGUGGAGCAGCCGCCGCUGGUCACGUCUGCAGGAUUUUCUAUUGGACAACACUAAUGAGAGCAGCCCGACAGGUCAAGGCGAGGGUCUGCGCAGCACAGUGAGCAGUGAGAGCAUACUGACGGACCUGAGUGAGCAGGAAAUCACUGAGAUCUCCUCACUCCACAGUGAGGACUCGGCCUCUGCCAUGCCUGACUCUAUAUCCAUGGCGUCUCUGUCUGCUUCCUAUCAACCACCGAGGGAACUUCCUCAUUAUAACUCCCUUCCCAUUAAAAGCAGCCGUCGUGGGCAAGGAGGAAAGAGUAAAGCCAAAGAGUUUCUACGCAAAAUGGAGCUGAUGCGAACCUGGGGGCCAUCGACAAUGAGGAAAAGCUCAAAUCGGAGGCCACAGCUGGUCAUCAGUGAGCCGGUGUUACAGGGGGAGGAGCCUCAUGCGCUUCAGGUGCUUCAGUGUACUCCCAUCAGCCAAUUGGAAAACAGCCCAAAACACAACCAUCACACAGAUGGCGAUGAGCCCCCUGUUUCUGACAGCAAAACAUCUCAAGACCAGAUUAUGCUAAAUGUGAGUCCAAGCAAAGAGACUGUAGCACCGAGCGUUCAGGACCCUGCAUGUACAAAACCGCGCACUGCCAGCAAGAGAAGCAGCAUGUACCUGGAGGAUAUGGAGUUGCCUUCUCAGGGCAAGAGGAUUGAGAGUCAGAGCCAGUUUGGCAGAAACCAAUUUCGCUCAUAUGAAAACCUCCUCAUUCACAUCCCCAAAGACCACAAGCCAGGCACUUUUCCCAAAGCUCUGUCCAUUGAAAGUCUGGCGCCUUCCCCCAGUGACAGGAACAAUAAUCCCCAGUCACAUAGCCAAACCUCCCCAAAUGAAAAUGGCCCAGGCGUACCUUUAUCUAAACCUGCCUGCCCUGGAGCUCCGAGGGGCAGCAGGGUGAGUGUUUACGACAACGUGCCGGGAUCCCACCUUUAUGCCAGCACAGGGGACCUUCUAGACUUUGAGAAGGACAAUCUGUUUCCUCACUUAGACGACAUCAUCCAGCACGUCAGUGGCUUGCAGCAGAUUGUGGACCACUGGAGCCGCAGUGUUUUGCCCGAGGGGGAAGGAGUGGAGGGGGAAGAGGGAGGGGAGGGCAGGACCACCCCCAGCGAAGGUGAGAGAGACGGGGUCUCCUUAAAUGACACCGAUUCAACAGGGACCAGUCGGGAGAGGCGGGACUCUGGAGUUGGGGCCUCGCUCACAAGACCUCGUCUCCGAUGGCCAAGUUUCAGAACGUCUGAUCAUCUCAACCAGCCAGCAUCUUCACUGCAGAUCAGCAGCCAGUCGGCGGGUCAGCUGAGCCUGCUGCAGAAGUUUUCUCUGCUCCGCCUCACCGCCAUCAUGGAGAAAUACUCCAUGUCUAACAAACAUGGCUGGACAUGGUCCGUGCCUAAGUUUAUGAAGCGUAUGAAGGUGCCAGACUACAAAGAGAAGAGUGUGUUUGGCGUUCCUCUGAUUGUUCAUGUCCAGCGCUGUGGGUUCCCACUUCCUCUGUGUUUACAACAGGCCCUCAGCCACCUCAGGACUUACUGUCUGGACCAGGUGGGAUUGUUCCGCAAGUCUGGCGUAAAGUCCCGGAUUCAGGCUUUGAGGCAGCAGUGCGAGUUGUCCCCUGACUGUGUAAACUACGACGACCAAUCUGCAUAUGAUGUGGCUGACAUGGUCAAACAGUUCUUCAGGGACUUACCCGAACCUCUGCUUACAAGCAAACUGGGGGAAACUUUCCUGCACAUUUACCAGUAUGUUCCUAAAGAACAGCGGUUGCAGGCCGUCAGGGCAGCCAUAUUGCUGAUGCCUGAUGAGAACAGGGAGGUUCUGCAGACUCUGCUCUACUUCUUGCGGGACGUCACCUCCUUGGUGGAGGAGAACCAGAUGACGCCGAUGAACCUCGCUGUUUGUCUGGGCCCAUCUCUGUUCCACCUCAGUAUCCUGAAGAACGAGAUGCUGUCACCAAGGUCAAUCCAGAAGAAGUACGCUACAGGCCGUCCAGAUCAGAAAGACCUGAGUGAGAACCUUGCUGCUACACAGGGCCUGGCACACAUGAUCACAGAGUGCCAACAUCUCUUCCAGAUCCCAGAGGAAAUGGUAACCCAGUCCCGCAACUCCUACAUGGAGGCCGCGCUGAUGGUGCCCCCGCUGGAGGAGCUUUGCAAGGUCCAGGAGGAGGAAGAUGUGGAUGAGGAAGUGGAAGAAGAGGAUGAGGAAGCAUCCUACAACGCACACAUAGAAGGGCUGAUCCAGAACCUGCUGAAAGAGGCCAAGGACAAGAGUAAAGGCUGGGUGUCUCGCUUGUCUUCUGACAACACAGAUCUGGCAUUUAAAAAGGUUGGAGACGGGAAUCCUCUGAGGAGGUGGCGAGUUUGUCUCGAGGUGUCGGCGUCUCCCUCUGAGGUCCUGCAGCGGCUCCUGAAGGAGCGCCUCAUGUGGCAGACAGAUCUCCAGCAGGAGAAGGUUCUGGAAACGCUGGACAAACAAACAGAUGUGUAUCAUUACAGCUGCUGCAAUAUGGCGCCUCAACCCUGCUAUGACUAUGUGGUACUAAGAUCGUGGCGUACAGACCUUUGUAAAGAAUCCUGUGCGCUGGUGUGCGUGUCCGUCGAGCAUGAUGACAGCCCGCGUGUUGGAGCUGUGAGGGGGGUUGUGUUGGAGUCACAAUACCUCCUUGAGCCCUGUGGGACAGGGAAGACCAGGCUCACACACAUCUCCAGAGUUGAUCUCAGGGGAAGAUCUCCAGAAUGGUACAACAAAGCGUUUGGUCAUUUGUGUGUUAAUGAAGCUCAGAGUAUCCGCUCCUCAUUCCUCCCAGGCGAUCAGAGUCCUGAGGCGAAGAACUGAGCUUCAAACAUAAUUCUUCAUCCUGAAAACCAGUUUAAUCAACCAGGCAUUUUUUUCUUGGUGCUAAGUUACAGUUCUGGUCAGAUAUGGAAUCAGUAAUUUGGGGCUUUUAAAGAUUUAUAAAACCCAUCCAAUUCGAUUUAUCAGAGUAAAUUGAUUAUCAAACAAAAACUGUCAUGAUUUUUGAAAGGAAUAACUACAUACACUACUUCAGAUUAUUUGUAAAUUUUCUGCGAUAAACACAAAGUCCAAAUUAUCAGGUCAGAAUUGGUAAUGUAAUUGCUUUUAAGCCUACUUCAUGCACUAUUUUAAACAGUUCAGUGUUCUCUGGUUUAAAGCCUUGCCGUAGCUCCUCAAAGCAAUCUUUGUUUCAUUUUGGUCAAAUAGUUCAAUGUAGAUGCGGAACAUCUUCCGGUUAAGAUUAAGCUUGAACCUUGAUGGUUGCUAUUAUAUAUUUUUUUGUCAACAUUCAAACCAAUUUUUCUUGUAAACUAUAAAAAAACAGAGGCAAUGCCUCAAAGGAGAUCACUUUAAACAAACUUCAGCCAGAAUAAUGGCAGAAAAUUAUAUAUAUAUGUAAAAUAAAAUAGGUUCUCAUUUCCAAGUUGUCCCAUUUGAAACUGAAGCGGGCGAAGGCGGAAGUGAACAUGAAAGAAUAAAUAAACAAAGUAGUUCUGUUUUUAGUGUGGCCAUAUAUAUAUAUAUAUAUAUAUAUAUAUAUAUAUAUAUAUAUAUAUAUAUAUAUAUAGAUGUAAACUUCUGACUUGGACUGUACAAUAUGCUGAUUGGGCACAUAGAAGAAAAGUGGUUUUAUUGUCAUUUCCAGGUAUUUUCAACAUAAUAUUUUAAUUUAUAAUAUAAAUUAUGAUACUGCAUUUCAGUCACAAUUUCAACAUUAUUUCCAGUUCUCAAUGUGUUCCAUAAUGAGAAUAGCAAUUUACUUUGCAAGUACUUGUAGCUAAGUGCAUUAUUAAAUUGAUGAUGUCUUGUAGAUAGAAAGCAAAUUCCAUAUUUAUUGCUUUGGUUUGUUCUACCAAAUACUUAGCAUUUAUUUUUAACAUCGUGAACAAACAAAACAAUGAGAGAUGAGAUAACACUCUAAUCCCCGUUGUACUUAUCUACAAUUUACAUAUCAUGCAAAUUUAUUUUCAAAUCAGCUGUUAAUUGAAGCUCAUAUAUUAUUAAAAUAACUAUUGUUAUUUAUUACUAUUAUAUUUCUCAAUAUUUGCGAAAACAUCAGAAGGCCUGCUUAUUCUACCAAUCUUAGAUUUGUUUUUAAAUUAAGCUGUAAAAGAGGUCUCGCUCACCUGUAACUUGACUUUAUACCAGUGAACUCUUUACAAAUAACAUGGGCAUGUGAUGUAUCUCCAGCUUUAGCUUGAUGAUAUGCCAAAUCAUUGUUCCAUUUGCACUUAUAAAAGUAUAAAAGUAAUUACAUAAAACUAUCAGAACUCCUUUUUUAAAAAAAUAAACAAAAUAUGGAUACAUGUCAGCACCGUGCUGUGAAAAGUUGACUUGUUUCAUGUAGAAGGUCCACACAAAGAACCACAUUGAAGGGGACGCAAUCACUGGGUCCAUAAAUGUGUUUUUAAUAUUUUAUGUACGAUUUCACAGAUGAUUUUCUUUUUCAGUCCCCACUUUCAGCGUUAAUCUUAUUCAAAAGUGUUCUUUUAUCUCUGUAUAUGGUAUUAUAGUUGUUGUUUUUUUCAUUUGUGUUAUACAAUGUCUAAGACAUGAGACCAUUUCACUGCUUCUGGGAAGCAUGUUUGAAACUUAGAGUGUGUGCAUGGUUGUGCCUGUGUAUCUGCAUUUCAAACACACUUACAGCCUGUACUGUAAACUCUCUGCAGCGCUCUCUGUGCCAUCACAGCUCUUCAGGGUCUUCCUAUCAUAUUGAUAAGCUGAAAUGUGAAAUUUCCACACACCAUCUGUAGGGAAGCAAUAGAGAAAAACUCGCUCCACCGUGGUACUGCCCUGGCUUUAAUGUUUGUUUCCGCUGUAGGCAGCAUUGCCAUGGUGUUGCUAUGAUAUAAUAUUAUCUCCACAGUGCCGCCAUAAUCCUCGCGUGGAUGCCUUUUGCUGGGUGACAGUGGCACGUGUGCAUGUGUGCGUAAGAAAGGAUUGAGAGACUCUGACGUGAGACCUUUGCUGUUUGUGGAGAGGUUCCAAACUUAGCUUAGAGCUGGAGGAUUUAUGCUUGUUAUUUUUGACAGUGACUGAAAACAAAGCUAUUGUUUCUAAAGAGGAGAAUAAAAAUUUUAAAGUGCA